Messenger RNA from Coturnix japonica (Japanese quail), 6346 nucleotides. It is a transcript of the gene TNRC6B, whose product is annotated as trinucleotide repeat containing adaptor 6B. NCBI's taxonomy places the organism in Eukaryota, Metazoa, Chordata, Aves, Galliformes, Phasianidae. Gene Ontology annotation, cellular component: P-body; nucleoplasm. Gene Ontology annotation, biological process: positive regulation of nuclear-transcribed mRNA poly(A) tail shortening; miRNA-mediated post-transcriptional gene silencing. Gene Ontology annotation, molecular function: nucleic acid binding. The record is from RefSeq and is a predicted model, not a curated record.
GUGUCGGCGCAGCAGGAGGCCGCGCUCCGCUCCGCAGCCUUUUGGCGUUCGUUGUUCCCCGGGCGGAGCCGCCCCCGGCACUGAGAAGGGGGCUCAGCGCGGCGGCGCCUCAGCGAGUUUCGUUUUUGCACUGAAUGUAGCCAGGACGGAUCCUUGUGGGCUUUGGCAGCCCUUGGAAACUGUCAAAGGCAGUAUUUUGCAUUUCUGCAGAGCUUUGCACAGAUCCUGUUCCCAUGCAAACUGAUGAGGGAGAAAUACUGGAGGAAGGCAGUCCCAAGGUCAGUGAGAUGGAACAUGAGGAUUUUGUAAUGGAGGGGCAUGGCAAGACUCCACCUCCUGGUGAAGAAAACAAACAAGAGAAGGAGCAAGAAAGGGAAGAACAGUUAAUGGAAGACAAGAAAAGGAAGAAGGAGGAUAAGAAAAAGAAGGAAUCUGCUCAGAAGGUCACAGAUCAAAAAACCAAAGUGCCCGAAGUGACGAAACCAAGUUUAAGCCAACCAGUGGCUGCCAGCCCAAUUGGCAACUCUCCAUCGCCACCAGUCAAUGGUGGCAACAAUGCCAAAAGGGUGGCAGUGCCGAACGGACAACCGCCAAGCGCCGCCCGCUACAUGCCUCGGGAGGUGCCGCCGCGAUUCCGUUGCCAGCAGGACCACAAAGUGUUACUGAAACGUGGGCAGCCCCCUCCACCAUCCUGUAUGCUCCUUGGGGGUGGAGCAGGGCCUCCUCCCCCGACAGCACCAGGAGCAAACCCAAACAACGCACAACCAGUGACAGGAGCACUGCUGCAGAGCGACAGUGGGACUGCAACAGAUUCAACAAUUGGAGGUGCUGCUGCUUCAAAUUAUGCAAAUUCCACUUGGGGUCCUGGAGCCUCCUCCAACAGCGGCACCAACGCCAACCCAACUCACAUCUGGGACAAGGUGAUUGUAGACGGGUCUGACAUGGAAGAGUGGCCUUGUAUUGCCAGCAAAGAUGCUGAGUCUUCUUCCGAAAACACCACCGAUAACAACAGUGCCUCGAACCCUGGCUUGGAGAAGAACACUCUGCCAGGAAGCACCACUAGUAACAAAGGAAAAGGAAGCCAGUGCCAGUCUGGAAGCGCUGGAAAUGAAUGUAAUCUUGGGGCCUGGAAAUCUGAUCCCAAGGCUAAAUCUGUUCAAUCUUCCAACCCUGCUGCCGAGAGUAACAAUGGACUAAGUAAUUGGAGAAACUUGACUGGACAAGAUAGAAUUGGUUCUGGUUCUGGCUUCAGCAACUUUAACCCAAAUAGCAACCCGUCUGCUUGGCCAGCUCUGGUCCAAGAAGGCAAUUCUAGGAAAGGGACUUCGGAAUCUGAUAGUGGUAGCUCCAGUGCACAGAUUAGCACAGUAGGUCAGACCUCUAGGGAACAGCAGUCAAAGAUGGAAAAUGCGGGUGUUAACUUUGUCUCUGGCAGAGAACAGGCUCAAAUUCAUAACACUGAUGGACCAAAAAAUGGAAACACUAACUCCUUGAACUUAAGUUCACCAAACCCUAUGGAGAAUAAGGGAAUGCCCUUUGAAAUGGGCUUGGGGAACCCUUCCAGGAGCACUGACACCCCUUCACAAAGCACUGGAGAAAGAAAGACUGGGAGUGUUGGAUCUUGGGGUACAGCUAGGGGGUCUUCUGGAACUGACACAGUCUCUGGACAGAGCAAUUCUGGAAACCAUGGGAACAAUGGAAAGGAUAGGGAGGACUCCUGGAAAGGAGCUUCUGUUCAAAAACCUAAUGGGUCAAGAAACGAUUCUUGGGAUAACAAUAACCGGUCUACGGGUGGUGGGUCUUGGAACUUUGGCCCUCAGCAUGCAAAUGAAAGCAAAUGGGGUGAAGGGAACAAAUUGACAUCUGGGGUCUCUCAGGGAGAAUGGAAACAGCUGUCUGGGUCUGAUGAACUGAAGAUUGGAGAAUGGAGUGGUCCAAACCAACCAAAUUCUAGCACUGGAGCAUGGGACAAUCAAAAAGGCCACCCUCUUCCUGAAAACCAAGGCAAUUCCCAGGCUCCCUGUUGGGGAAGAUCUUCCAGCUCCGCAGGAAGUGAGGUUGGAGGUCAAAGCACUGGAAGCAACCACAAAGCAGGAAGUAGUGACAGUCACAAUUCUGGACGCCGAUCAUACAGGCCUACACAUCCUGAUUGCCAGGCAGUCUUGCAGACUUUGCUGAGCAGGACUGAUUUGGACCCCCGAGUGCUUUCAAACACUGGCUGGGGCCAAACUCAAAUUAAGCAAGAUACCGUAUGGGAUAUUGAAGAGAUGCCACGGCCCGAGGGGAAGUCUGAUAAAGGAACUGAGGGGUGGGAGAGCUCUGCCACACAGACAAAGAACUCAGGGGGCUGGGGCGAUGUACCCAGCCAAAGCAAUCAAAUCAAGUCUGGAUGGGGUGAGCUCUCAACCCCAACAGAGUGGAAGGACCCCAAAAAUACUGGAGGAUGGAGUGACUAUAAGAACCCCAAUUCAUCUAAUUGGGGAGGGGGAAGACAAGAAGAGAAAUCAUCAUCAUCUUGGAAUGACAGUUCUAGUAAGGAUCAGGGGUGGGGUGGACGGCAGCCUAAUCAAGGAUGGUCUUCUGGAAAGAACGGUUGGGGAGAGGAAGUUGACCAAGCAAAAAACAGCAACUGGGAAAGUGCGGGAAAUAAGCCAGCAUCUGGUUGGGGUGAAGGUGGGCAAAAUGAGAUUGGAACUUGGGGUAACGGUGCAAAUACAGGCUCUGCUUCAAAGGGUGGUUGGGAUGAUUGUAAAAGAAAUUCAACGUGGAACGAGACGGGUCGACAGCCCAACUCCUGGAACAAGCAGCAGCAGCAGCAGCAGCAACAGCAGCAACAGCAGGAGACUUCUGGUUCCUGGGGUCCACCUCCACAAACUCCAAGUAAUGGGCGACCUUCAAACCCAAACUGGAACAGCGGACCACAACCAGCUGCCCCCAAAGACGAGGAGCCUAGUGGCUGGGAAGAACCUUCUCCACAGUCAAUCAGUCGAAAAAUGGAUAUUGAUGAUGGCACUUCAGCAUGGGGAGAUCCUAGUAGUUAUAACUACAAGAAUGUGAACCUGUGGGACAAGAACUCACAAGGAGGACAGGCCUCACGGGAACAGAGCCUGCCUACUCCAAUGACUAGCAAAUCCCAAGCAUCAGUCUGGAGCAAAAGCACUCCACCUGCUCCAGAUAAUGGUACGUCCGCCUGGGGUGAGCCAAAUGAAACCAGUCCCGGGUGGGGUGAAGUAGAUGAUACAGGAGCAUCGACAACAGGCUGGGGGAAUGCACCUUCCAACGCCCCGAAUGCCAUGAAAUCUAGUUCUAAAUCUAUGCAAGAUGGCUGGGGAGAGAGUGAUGGGCCAGUGACAGGCACGCGUCAUUCCAGCUGGGAAGAGGAGGAGGAGGGAGGAGUCUGGAACACGGCAGGCUCUCAGGGAAGCAGUUCCUCCCACAACUCAACAAGCUGGGGGCAAGGGGGAAAGAAAACACAGAUGAAGUGCUCAUUAAAAGGAGGAAAUAGUGAUUCAUGGAUGAACCCUAUAUCCAAACAGUUUUCAAAUAUGGGCUUGCUAAGUCAAACUGAGGACAUUCCAGGCAAUAAGAUGGACUUGUCUGUAGGUGGUCUCCCAGAUAAGAAGUUUGAGGUAGAUAAACGAGCCAUGAAUCUCGGGGAUUUUAAUGACAUAAUGAGAAAGGAUCGAUCUGGGUUCCGUCCACCUAAUUCCAAAGACAUGGGAACCACAGAUAGUGGGCCUUAUUUUGAGAAGCUGACUUUGCCUUUCUCCAAUCAAGAUGGGUGCCUUGGGGAUGAGGCUCCCUGCUCUCCCUUCUCCCCUUCUCCCAGCUACAAGCUGUCUCCCUCUGGUUCCACACUAUCCAACGUCGGCCUUGGAGCAAUCGGCUCAGGGCUCAGUCCCCAAAACUACGCUGCUAGACAAGGUGGCAAUCAUGGUUUGUUUGGAAACAGCACAGCACAAUCGAGGGGCAUGCACACACCAGUGCAGCCACUAAAUCCUUCCCCCAAUAUCCGGGCGCAAGUGCCUCCCCAAUUUCUUUCUCCCCAGGUUUCGGCCUCCAUGCUCAAACAGUUCCCCAACAGUGGCUUGAAUCCAGGUCUUUUCAAUGUGGGACCCCAGCUUUCUCCACAGCAGAUUGCCAUGCUGAGCCAGCUUCCACAGAUUCCCCAGUUUCAAUUAGCGUGUCAGCUCCUCCUUCAGCAGCAGCAGCAGCAGCAGCAGCUGUUACAGAGCCAGAGGAAGUUAUCUCAAGCUGUGCGACAGCAGCAGGAGCAACAGAUUGCUCGUAUGGUGAGUGCCCUCCAGCAGCAGCAACAGAGGCAGCCUGGCAUGAAGCAUUCACCAUCCCACCCUGUUGGGCCUAAGCCACAUAUAGACAGCAUGGUACCCAAUCCUUUGAAUGUGGGUCUUUCAGAUUUGCAGACCAAAGGACAAAUACCUGGAUACGGUUCAGGCUUUGGCUCAAGCGGCAUGGACUAUGGCAUGGUAGGAGGGAAAGAAGCUGGAACAGAAUCCCGCUUUAAACAGUGGACUAUGAUGGAAGGGCUGCCCUCUGUGGCUUCACAAGAUGCCAAUAUGCACAAAAAUGGUGCAAUAGUGCCCCCUGGAAAAGCUCGUGGAGGAUCGCCCUACAACCAGUUUGACAUAAUUCAGGGCGACCCACUAGGUGGCCAUGCAGGCCCUGCUGGUGAUAGUUGGUUACCUGCCAAAUCUCCGCCGACAAACAAGAUUGGAAGCAAGUCCAGCAACGCCAGCUGGCCUCCAGAGUUCCAACCAGGAGUGCCAUGGAAAGGUAUACAAAACAUUGACCCUGAAUCUGACCCCUACGUGACCCCUGGAAGUGUGCUGGGGGGGACAGCCACAUCUCCCAUUGUAGAUACUGACCACCAACUUCUGCGGGACAACACCACAGGGUCUAAUUCUUCCCUCAACACCUCGCUGCCUUCACCUGGUGCCUGGCCCUACAGUGCCUCUGACAAUUCCUUCACCAACGUUCAUAGCACUUCAGCAAAAUUCAGUGAUUACAAAUCAACAUGGUCCCCAGAUCCCAUAGGACACAAUCCCACUCAUCUCUCCAACAAGAUGUGGAAAAACCAUAUUUCCUCAAGGAACACUACAGGGCUGCCUCGCCCGCCUCCUGGCCUGACCAACCCUAAACCAUCAUCUCCAUGGAACAGCACAGCACCCCGAUCGGUCAGGGGCUGGGGGGCACAGGACUCAAGGCUUUCCUCUGGUGAGAAGAAUCAUCUGAUAACGCCAUUGAUCAGACCUGAGGAGUGUGCGUUUUACAGCAGUAAUGGUUUGGAGGAGAGAAAGUUGCAGUUACCUGCAUCUACUUGGAGUGAUGGUAGCUCAGUUCGUCCUAGUUACUGGCUGGUUCUUCACAAUCUCACUCCGCAGAUCGAUGGGUCAACCUUGAGGACGAUCUGCAUGCAGCAUGGCCCACUGCUGACAUUCCAUCUGAACCUGACCCAGGGCACCGCUCUCAUCCGAUACAACACCAAACAAGAGGCAGCCAAGGCCCAGACUGCACUGCACAUGUGUGUGUUGGGAAACACUACCAUCCUGGCUGAGUUUGCCACAGAUGAAGAGGUUAGUCGCUUUUUGACACAAGCUCAGCCCCCUACACCUGCAGCAACCCCAAGUGCACCCACAGCAGGCUGGCAAUCCCUGGAGACGGGACAGAACCAGACAGAUCCAGUUGGACCUGCUUUGAAUCUCUUUGGUGGGUCAACAGGGCUUGGGCAGUGGAGCAGUGGUGGCAGCAGCAGCAGUGGGGGUGAUCUCACUGGCGCUUCGUUGUGGGGGCCCCCAAACUAUUCUUCAAGCUUGUGGGGGGUCCCAAGCGUAGAGGAUCCACACAGAAUGGGCAGCCCUGCUCCCUUACUACCUGGAGACCUUCUGGGAGGAGGGUCGGAUUCAAUCUGAACUUAGAACUUUCAACUCUGACCUCGUGACCUUUUUUGGAACAGCAGCAGCACUAACUUGACCUUUUCGUUUUUUUCAACUUGCAAUAAAUACAUUUAUAAAAGGAAAAAAGAAAACGGAGAGAGAAAAAAAGGUGGGUCAUUGACAGACUGUCUGAGCACAUAGUUGCCUCCCUUAUAUAACUUCAGUUUUUUCGUUUGGAAUAUGAAUCCAAAAAGAGAACAUAUCACUCUUGAAAUACUUGAAUCAUGAACGCCAACUUAGAAAGACAAUGUGAAGCAAGUACACAUACCAUUUAAAUUUAAACACAAAAAAUUAAAAAAAUUAGUUUCUAGUUUUUCACUUUUUCAUGUUAUACGGAAGUUGUUGCUAAGAAACAUAUAUACUGAAAAAAUAGCUUUUUAACUUUGUUUGCA